This is a messenger RNA of Diachasmimorpha longicaudata, 4900 nucleotides long. It is a transcript of the gene Chro, whose product is annotated as mediator of DNA damage checkpoint protein 1. Bases 532 to 3933 code for a protein of 1133 amino acids. NCBI's taxonomy places the organism in Eukaryota, Metazoa, Arthropoda, Insecta, Hymenoptera, Braconidae. Gene Ontology annotation, molecular function: chromatin binding. The transcript has 5 exons. Gene Ontology annotation, cellular component: pericentric heterochromatin. Gene Ontology annotation, biological process: chromatin organization; negative regulation of transcription by RNA polymerase II. The record is from RefSeq and is a predicted model, not a curated record.
CACGAGCUCCCACCAAAUUCACAAAUCCCCCGAGACUUCUCGGAAACCCGUUUCCACGACAAGAAAAAAUCCCAAAACUGUGAAAAUCAUUUGAAUACGUGCUGAAACCGUCGGAAAACGCUGCAAAAAGUUGGGUAUUGUGAAUACUAAAGCGGAAGUGAAGCCGACGUAGCCCCUGGGGUUGCGUUUGGGAAUUCAACGAUUGCACCGAGGCCAGAGAGAGGUGGGAAGUGAGUGCCAUCUUGGAUUGAGUGCGAGGCAUCGGCGGCUUUUUUCGGUCUUUUCAUUGACAAGUUUAUUAAUCGUUGAGUUUAUUGAUACUGGGGAGGGAAAGACAAAACUGUUGGUUUAAAUCAUCGAAAAUGCUAUUGCACGAGGAUUAUUGUCCCUUGGUUAUUGACGGAAGAAUCCAGCCAGUUGAAUACUAACCCUUUCAGUGCAUUCCAACCACGUCUCCAGGGUUGUGAGCAAUAACUUCGGCAUUGUUGAAUCGAAGAGGUGACUCAAAGAGGAUUGGACGUACUGGGCAAGAUGGAGGGUGACGAUGGCCCUGUGGUCAUCAAUAACAAUCCCAGCGUGAUCAAAGCUGCUCAAGAGGAAAUGGGCCGUUUGGACGUAUUGGUUUGCGGUCAGUGCCACUCAGUAUUCCACUUCAUCGAACAGUUUCAGGAGCAUCGCUCAAAGGAGGGUGUCUGCUCGAAAACCUCUCACUUUCGUGAUAAUGGUAACAACGAACAAAAAGCCCAGGUAUGGGCAUUCCUUCUGUGGAAAGACUCCCAGAUCCAGCAGGAGGGCUCAGACAAGGAUUCCUCCAACUCCUGGAAGCUUUACCAGAAAUGGUGCAAGAUGGAGGCAAAUAUAAGAGAGUCAUGGGUGACAGCUGGCAAGACAAUUCAAAAUUUCACGAGAAUCAGUAAUGCCAAGAUGCAAGAGGCACCACGUCAAAUGCAGACAGCAGAUGGAAUUAAAUCGACUGUUGUUGUACGAAAAGUAAUUAGAAAUGGUCAGCCCGAGGACAGUGAUGCUAAGAAGACGACUAAAGUGGAUCCAGCAAAGCCAGAGCCUCAGCAACAAUCAUUCCUGGAGAAAAAACCCAUCCAACCGCGUCCCAAGACCAUUGUUAAGCCUAAAACAAAGCCAGGGAAAAUGCCUGGGGAAGAAGAAGAGGAGAAUCAAGAGGAAUUCGCUGUCGAGAAGAUCAUGGCAAAACGAUACAACACCAAGAAGAAGUGUGCUGAGUUCCUUUUGAAGUGGGAGGGCUAUCCCACAGAGCAAAACUCGUGGGAGUCUGCUGAGGUUGUCAACACUUGUAAAUACCUCCUGGAGGAGUUCGAGAGAAAUUUGGCGAAGCAGAAGGAACUAAAGGAACUGAAGGCUCAACAGCAGCUGCAGAUGCAGCAGCAGGGAACUGUUACGAAAAUCGUAGCCAGACCUAACAUUCAGAAGACAUUGAUAAAACCGGAGAUCGGCAAACCUGGACCUAGUACUGCUGCUCAGACUGUCCGACCUAUGAGAUCCAGCAAGUCGAAGGCGAUGGAUCAGGUGAAGCAGUGGUGUGGAACCAUGAAGGAUGAAGAGAGUGAUCUCCUUGGAAAAAGAAGAAUGGAAUCAACUGAUUCUGACUCUGAGGACGCGACCGCUCCUAAAAGAGCAAAAGCUGAUACUGGAAGUGAUGAAGACUGGACUGGAGAAUCUGAGGAAGAGAGGCUCAUGGGAAGGAGUGAUGUCAUUCAGAGGGCAUUCAACCGGGCGAAUGCCCAAUCCAAUGGCUCCAACAAGACUGUUGUGACAACGUCCGAAGUUGUUACUGGACAGACUCCAGUGUUGGUGGCCAACGCGAAGGGAGUGGUCAAGGUCGAUCCCAAGCAGAUGGGAGAUUUGUCGUCUGGAGUUUACGUGCUAUCAAGAAAGGAGGGAAUCAUCAAAUUGGAUUCAACACCCACUGGAAAGAUCUCGGUGAAGGGUACCUCUGGUGGCCAGGGGGUCCUCAUGGUUCAGAACAGAGAGGGUGGAACUGUUGUCAGGAAGCAGGUGCUCUCUGCCACACAAGCGAAUUCAAUCACACCAGUUAAAGUCGUCUCGAAGCCUGAUGGAAGCCAGGUCGUAACUCAAAUGAAGGUCAUUGCAAAACCAGUCACCCCUAAGGCACGCCCAUCUCUCCCGGGAAAAGCCGAGCCCAUAAAGAUCCAACCAAAACCCGAUCCCACCCAGAUCCAACCAAUUCACCUGGUGACAACAGUUCAGCAGCAAGUGGGCAUUCAGCCCCGUCUAACCCCCACUCCCACAAUCCGCCCGACUCCCCAAUCUCCUCAGACGCCGAAGACUCCGGACUCCCGUCCCCUACUUCCCAGGCCGACAAUUCGCCAGGCGACCCCCACCAGUGUCCUUGGUGUGACUCAAGUGCGCACUCCAGUCCGAGCGCCAACACCAAAGAUUUCGCCUCAAACUCAGCCACGUCUAACAAAACGAAUAAUUGCAGCCUCUACUCAAGGACCCCCGGUCAGGGCAAAAUACACAGUCGUGAACUGUCAAUCAGGACCAGUAGUAAAAACCCUUCCCUCAGUUCCUCAUCCUUCGAAAGCCCCGCCAAAGCCUCCAACAAAAGCCCCCCAGAGUCUGCUAUCCCCCCAGCAAAAGCUAUUAAUGGCGAAACGCAAAGCUCAAGAGGCUGCUGGAGUCGUUGGAGGAAUAAAGCCCCCGGGUAGAACUCUGGUAACACAAAACAAACAAGUGCCAAAGGCUCGGGGAAAAGUUCCAGUAGCGCCUCAAGCAUCAGUGAAACCUAAAGAAACCAAAAUAGUCGAGAGUGAUGGCCUUCACAUGGAGUUCCAGGAGGUUGGCUCGGAAGAUAGCUCUGAGGAGCAUGAGACACCAGCUCCACCACCUGAAGUGGAAACAGCACAACAAGUCGAGCCUGAGAGUCCCAGACCCUUCACUCUGUGUCCUUUAACAGGAAGGAUCAUUGGGCCUGAUGGUGAGCCCAUGGAGACUGUUGAUGGUCCAGAGCCUGAACCAGUGAGUUUAGCUACUACUGCUGAGCUGCAGGCUGUUGUUACACCCGUCACCAGUGCUGGAUCAGUACCUGGGGAUGCUGGUGGUGUGAAUGUCACUGAGACUACACCAACAACGACCGAACUGAUUUUACCUACUUUGGAGUCAUUGAGUGAAACUGGAGGGGUAAUGAGGGUGGAAAUGAGUCCUGGUGGCACCACCGGAACCAUUGUCCAAACAGAUGGAGGUAUUAGUCUAUCUAGCGUUGGUGCUAGUAGUGAUCUGCCCUGUCUCGAUGAUACUGUCACAACUGCUGCGAGUACCAAUGUAUCAACUGUUACGACAGUCACUGAGGACCAAGGAAUCGUCACUGAAGGUGUCACCAUUCCUACAACUUCAGUAUCAACAGCUACACCUGGUGAAAUUACUCCUGAUAUUAAGGAGGAGGAGAGGAGGGUCGAGGAUCCAUCGAAUCUUGUUACAAUCACUGGGGAGGAUGGGGUAGUUUAUCAGGUAGCUGGACAUGCUGAAGAUGGACAGACGUUGCUAGUGACUCGUGGAGCUGAUGGUGAACAACAGUGUGUUUAUGUUACGACGGAUCAGCAAGGAGAGGAUGGCUCGGUACUGACAUUGGAUCAUGCUGUUGCUGAGGCUGUUGCGCAGCUCAUUCCUGAUCAGGUUAAUUUGGGAUCGCAGUUCUAUGUUAAGGAGGGAGAAGAGGCUACUGGGGAGAAUCAGGUGGUUAUGUCGAUUAUGGAGGGGAGUGGAGCACAGAGCGCUGAAGACCCAGAGGGACAAGCACAGGUCGUGGCACAAGUUGUACAGGCUGAUGAUCCAUCUCCGGGUGGCACAAGAAGAGUGGUUCUUCUCCUCCCAGAUGGCAACCUGAUGAUGACAGAAGUGGAUGAAGAACAAUAUGCAGCCCUCGAGCUCGAUAAAUGAGACAACAUCUCGCCACAAAAAUUACGUGAGGACUAAAUCUGAUGAAUAAUGAAGAAACAAAUUUUGUCGAUGUAUAUAUGUAAGAAUGUUUCAACCUCGUACCUCGAGGGAAAAAAGAGCCCCAGGGAGAAUUUUUUCACCACCUAGACUGUGCAGGUACAAAGCCCCAUCCAAUUGAAAUGAACACAAGAAUAAAAAAAGACAAUUGAUCAUUUGACGAGGGUGACAGACAUCUGAAGAAAUCCCACAGAAUGAAUGAAGUAAAUUCAUUAAUCUAGGCACUAGAUUAAAAAAACAGGAACGUAUUCUAGACGUUUAUGUUUCAGUGUAUAAGGUAAAACUGUUAUUUCUUGAGUUUUAAUUUUUACUGAAUAGUGAUUAUCAUUAAAAAAGCAUAACAGAUAUCAUAGAGUCCAUCACUUUGCAGAUAAUAAUUGAAGGAGGUUAUUUAAGUUGAGAUGAGGGGGAUGUAUUUUAAGAGAAUUUAGAUAUCAAUCAGAAAUUUUAUAUAUUUUCAGAAUAACACCAGCUUGAGGGUAACGUUGUUGAAAAAAUUCAUCCAUUAAAUUGAUUUUUUGAUUUCAUUCAGGUUCAUAAAAAAAAAUAAUGAUGAAAUGAAAGAUUUGAAAUUUAUCAUCGCAGCUGGUGGCACAAAGUUCAACUAUGAAUUGAGGAUUAAAUAUUUGUAGAAUGGUAUGAAACCAAGGAUUACGUUCUUAGGAAGGUAAUUGCCCUCUCCCGAUUAAAUUAAUGAAUCAAAUAAAUCGAUAAGUCUAGUUACUCGAUUAAUCAAUCUCUUUCUUGGUCUUUGAUGAUUGUGGGAGGGUUUAACUGGAGAGAGAUUAAACGAAAUGUGAACGAUAUGAGUGAGUGUGAGUGUGAAAGUUUCAGUGAGAUUGAGGGAUGGAGACUUCUACAUAAGCAUAAACGAUGUACGAGUAUAAUAAAUUCAUUCUUACACGAAUAA